Molecule: messenger RNA, 723 nt
Organism: Didymodactylos carnosus
Lineage: Eukaryota; Metazoa; Rotifera; Eurotatoria; Philodinida; Philodinidae
Source: the annotation of a GenBank genome assembly
AUGGUGAAAACCGCAUGGUUCUCUCUUAUUCCUAUCAAAAAUUAUUCAAAAAAUAGCCACGGACAUUAUAUUUUGGCGACGAUAGUAGUAACAAUAUUUCCUUUUAAAAGUAUUGGAUUCCUAUUCUAUUUAGGUAGAGGUGCAAGCGGUAUGGUGUAUCAAACUGAGUAUCAAAAUAUUCAAUAUGCCAUUAAAAUUUCAAAUAAAAACUCAAUAAAAGAAUAUGAAAUAGCAGAAGAAAUGAAAAGUUAUAUUAAUGAACAUAUAUUAGAUGUUAAAAUAAUGAAUAUGUUUAGUGUGCAAAGUUUCAUUUUAUCGAGACCGGUUGGACAAAUAGUGAAAAAGGAUCAGAUACGUCAAAAGAGAUAUAUUACUCAGCUAUUAACGCAAUUAGCAAUUGGUCAUAAACUUGGACAUGUUCCUAGAGACAUCGGAAUGUAUAAUUUAAUAUUGUUUAAUUAUGAGUAUUCGUCACGCGGUCAGAAAGUUUCGGCUUAUUACGCUGAUGAUUGUGUAUCAGUCACCUAUAUGUUAUUAUUAUCCUUUUGUACAAAAGAAGAAGAAAAUUCGUUAAAAGAAUGCGCACGUGAUAGUCUUGCUGGCCGUUUAAUCGUUAAACGUCCAGAAUUUUUACGAGUUCACCCUAAAGAAGUUAUUGAUUCACUAUAUGACAUUGAACGUGAACGUGUUAGUUUAAUGAAUAUAGAUGAUUUACAUAACUGA